AUGGCACCUUAUCUGGAUCCCCAAAACCAAAGCUUUGCCGACGAAGUGGCCAAAGGCCCACCUCUCUAUACCAAAUCUUACCAGGAAGCUCGUGAUGUCUUGGAAGGCAUACAGAGCUACAAAACUGCUUCCGAUAUCCAGAUCGAGGAAGUCAAGGUUUCAGUAAAUGGAGAAGAUGUUGUUACUGUCAUCUUCCGUCCCGCAAAUGCUCAAGGAAACCUCCCCUUCAUCUUUUACACUCAUGGCGGCGGAUGGAUUCUUGGAAGUCCAACCGUGCAUGGAGCUUUGAUGGAGGACUUUGUGCGCCAGACUGGUGCUGCGGUUGUCUUUCCUUACUACACCCCAGCUCCAGAGGCGCAGUACCCUACUCAGUUUGAGCAAACGUAUGGUGUGCUGGAGCAUUUUGUUCACAAUGGGGCCAAGUACAACCUCAAAGUUGGUCGAUUCGGUCUCGCCGGUGAUAGUGUUGGUGGCCACAUGGCUAUCGCUAUGGCUCAACUUGCUCAAAGUCGAAAUCUGCCAUCCAAGAUUGGCCAACUCGUACUUCUCUAUCCCGUCACGGACACCCAAGGUAAGUCAGAAACCUACAAGACAUUCAAGAACGGGCCGUACUUGUCUGAGAAGACGAUGGAAUGGAUGAUUGCAGCAUUCCUGCCGAGAGAAGAAGACAGGAAGCUUCCUCUGACUUCGCCUCUGGAGUUUGCGCCUGAUGAGGUUCUUGCCAAGUUCCCACCCACAACCAUCUUCGUGUCAGGAGCGGACCCAUUGAUUGGAGAAGGUGUAGCCUUUGGCCAUCGUCUCCAACAGCUGGGCGUUGAUGCAGCAAUCCUUAGGGCGGAGGGGUUGAUCCAUGACUUCGCACUUCUGGGACCCAUCCGCAAAUCCCCAACGGCUCGAGCUAUAAUUGAGCUUGCGUCUGCAAAACUCCUGAAAUCUGUUUCGAAUAAUCAAUAG
Messenger RNA from Fusarium keratoplasticum, 954 nucleotides. RefSeq lists its product as uncharacterized. The transcript is spliced from 3 exons. Lineage: Eukaryota; Fungi; Ascomycota; Sordariomycetes; Hypocreales; Nectriaceae. The record is from RefSeq and is a predicted model, not a curated record. Gene Ontology annotation, molecular function: hydrolase activity. Bases 1 to 954 code for a protein of 317 amino acids.